AUGGGAGUCCCACAAAAUUGGGGCCAUUCAAAUGUUUCGUAUGACUGUCCUCAGGUCCGGCUCUGGCUAGCACUCAAGGAUCUGGAUGAUGAAAUCUAUGAGACUAGUUGGGACCUAAUAAUGGUCAACGCACUGACUGGAUACUAUGAUGAUUCUCCUGGGAGGAUGACGGCCAUUUACACGGCGGGAAUAAUGGCAAGGAACAGAAAACAGGCAGGGGAGACCGAUGUGUUUGUGCACGAUGUAAAUAGUGAAGUAGAAGACAAGUUCUCCAAGUCUUUCUCGUCUGAAGGGUACAUGAAGAAACAAGAAGGGAGACUUGGGCAUUUUAUUAUCCCUAGCCAUAGAGAUGGAUCGGAAUCAGAAUCAGACAGACCCUUUUGUCCAUAG
Messenger RNA from Brassica rapa (field mustard), 390 nucleotides. Its product is annotated as glucuronoxylan 4-O-methyltransferase 1. NCBI's taxonomy places the organism in Eukaryota, Viridiplantae, Streptophyta, Magnoliopsida, Brassicales, Brassicaceae. The record is from RefSeq and is a predicted model, not a curated record. Gene Ontology annotation, biological process: xylan biosynthetic process.